Molecule: messenger RNA, 615 nt
Organism: Lachancea lanzarotensis
Lineage: Eukaryota; Fungi; Ascomycota; Saccharomycetes; Saccharomycetales; Saccharomycetaceae
Gene: IRC19
Product: LALA0S01e13608g1_1
Exons: 1
Coding region: 1-615 (204 amino acids)
Source: RefSeq, a predicted model, not a curated record
AUGUCUCUCCGAGGUUCCACUGUCACCACAAGAAAUGCAAUUGUCACUUCUGAAAAAGCUCUUUUGUUGAAUCAUAGCAGGUAUCUGCCACCUGCAAACCUGGUAAAUGAAUAUCCCGAAAGGGACGCCUUGAGAAUGUGCUACCGUAGGUUUAUUCGUUUGACCCCUUUAGUGUCACAACGUCAAAUGGUAAGGACCACGUAUGUUCAGUAUCUUCGCUAUAAGUUCAGAUCUGAGGACUACGCAAGAAAAGUGAGCGCCAGUGCGGUCUCGCUUCCACCGCACAAGCGCAGUAUAUUGGAUGAGGUGGAAAAGAGUCUGCUAUUUUGUACCAAGGCAGUUUCGGAUGUGAAGAAAAGAGUAAUCGACGAAGAAAAGACAUCUAGGGAUAUCAGGACUGCAAAAAGUAUUCUAAAGAACGUCUUGACAGUGGAGUUCGAAAAAAUGGAAUUGAUUUCGAAAGAUCCGGCGCAAAACCACGAACUUUUCCGCAAAUCCUUUUCGUAUCUGUCACCUAGCUCUAGUAGUUCAGCGCUUGACUUACGUUUUUCGUCGUUCAAGCACUUUGACGAAUGUCUUAUUCUUUUGAAUGAAAAGCUUGGAACACGUUUAUGA